AUACAUAGUGGAGAAAUUACCGAUACUGAAAUAUCACUCAGUACAAAUUUGCAUCGGCACAUCCCUAGUCGGUGUCUAAUAGAAAAAUAGUUAAUUUUGCACUCUGGAUAAAGUUUGAAAUAAGUAAAAAUGUCUCAAAAUUUUCGUUUUCGGAAUAACAACCGUCGAAACCAAACCAAACAAAAAAAUGUUCAGAGUCUUUCGGCCACAGAUGAACAGAAUCCAGUGCUAAAAGCGUUCCAGGAAUACGCAAACGAGCUGGAUGACAAACAUGACCGCCAUGAAAGGCUUGUGAAACUCAGCCGCGAUAUUACAAUCGAAGCGAAACGCAUAAUUUUUUUAUUACAUACAAUAGAUGCACGAAAAAAUAACCGUUUCCGAGUACUUGAAGAGGCUGAAGAGCGCCUGAAUAAGAUCAUUGAUACAAAUUUCAAGGCUAUAGCCCUGGAGCUGAAUGGAUAUGAUCCCUAUCAAUACCGUUGGGCAUAUUCACCCGGAUUACAGGAAUUCAUCGAAGCGUACAGUUUUAUGGAGUAUUUCAAAUGCGGCGGAGAUAAACCGUCGGAUACCAUGUCAGACUGGAUAAUUUUGCAAGAAAAAAUGAAAUAUAAAGAAGAACAUGAAAAAGUUAGUCAAACAGAUGACAAUUCUGAGGAAUCGGUAGUUGCACCAGAUCAGAAACAACAGGAAGAUAAAGCUGUAGAAAAAAUAGAACCUCAAAAUGUAGAAUUCAACAUCGAUCCCACCGAGUAUAUUUUGGGAAUAGCAGACCUAACCGGUGAAUUGAUGCGGCGCUGCAUCAAUUCUUUGGGCAGUGGGGAAACGGACGUAUGUUUGGAAUCAUGCAAAGUUUUAAAACAGCUUUUCACAGGCUAUAUAAGUCUCAACGUACAAAGAUGUCGUGAACUUUCGCGUAAAAUUUAUACAAUGCGUCAAAGUGUAUUAAAAGCUGAAAACGUUUGUUACAAUGUUAAAGUAAGGGGUGGGGAAGCAGCGAAAUGGGGUGCUGUUUUCGAAACUAAAGCAGCUGAAGACCUAGAUGAAGGGUUCUUUUAAAUGGCCUAUGGUGGACUUUGUAAAGGAUUGCAUCAAAAGAAUCGUCCUCGUUGUCUUUGACUGGGAGCGCUACAAUCUUUCGAUAUUCGACUUGGAAGCCGAGGCUUAUAGCUGUACACCAUAGGUUCAUAUUGGUUUCAGAAUCGCUU
Molecule: messenger RNA, 1205 nt
Organism: Anastrepha obliqua
Lineage: Eukaryota; Metazoa; Arthropoda; Insecta; Diptera; Tephritidae
Gene: Trax
Product: translin-associated protein X
Exons: 4
Coding region: 130-1056 (308 amino acids)
Cellular component (GO): cytoplasm; nucleus
Molecular function (GO): RNA endonuclease activity; RNA binding; sequence-specific DNA binding
Source: RefSeq, a predicted model, not a curated record